Messenger RNA from Chrysemys picta bellii (western painted turtle), 3354 nucleotides. The record is from RefSeq and is a predicted model, not a curated record. Lineage: Eukaryota; Metazoa; Chordata; Testudines; Emydidae.
UGAUUGUGUAGGUAGGAUACUGUGUGGACGUGAGAGUCAAUCUGUGGGUGUAUUUCUGCUUGAUUGACAUCACAGUCUCACCUGCCCCCAGGUUUAUAAUGUGAUGGAGACAGCAGCCUCUCAGGCAGUUCAGGAACACUGCGGAGUUAACACCAUCCAGGGGAAAGGAUCUAAUGUGUAUCAGAGACUCAAACCUUCUGUAUCUUUGGGAACAUUCGACUAGCUCUCAUGCCCCAUCUGGGCAAGAGAGAUCUGCAGACAUCCCAGAAUCAGGAGACUGUGCUUGCUACCAUGACACUGCUUUAACAGGUCAGCGUGCUGAGAUCAUGGCUGUCCACGAGUCUCUCCAGAAGGAAACCUCUGCUAACGAGACCCUGAGAUCGAUGGAUGGCAGGCACCUUAAUGGCACCUUCCUCCCGUACUACCAGCACUCUCCAGCAGUGGCAGCUGUCUUCAUUGUUACUUACCUCUGCAUCUUCCUCUUGUGCAUGGCUGGGAACUCCCUGGUGUGCCUGGUGGUGGUGAGGAACCAGCGCAUGCACACGGUCACCAACCUCUUCAUCCUGAACCUUGCCAUCAGUGACCUGUUGGUGGGCAUCUUCUGUGUGCCAACCACCCUCCUGGACAACCUGAUCACAGGCUGGCCCUUCAACCAGGUCGUCUGCACCAUGAGUGGCCUUGUCCAAGGAUCGUCUGUCUCGGCCUCCAUUUUCACGCUUGUGGCCAUCGCCAUGGACAGGUUCCACUGCAUCAUCCUGCCCUUCAGGGAGCGGCUCAGUCUUCUCAAGGCUGUGAUAAUUAUCGUCGUCAUGUGGGUUCUAGCCAUAGCCAUCAUGUGCCCUUCUGCCAUCCUGCUGACCGUCGCCCACAUGGAGGACCACUUCCUGGUGCUAAACGAUGGGUACAACACCACCUACCCCCUCUACACCUGCUACGAGGCCUGGUCUGACAGCAGCAUGCGGAAACUGUACACCACCAUCCUCUUCACCCACAUCUACCUCAUCCCCCUCGUGCUCAUUGUCUUCAUGUAUGGAAGAAUCUGCCUGAAGCUCUGCAGCUCCACGGUGCCCAUCCCCGAACAUCCCACCUGUGCCAGCAGAGUCGGUAGCACAUCCAGAAAGAGGAUCAGGGUCAUUAAGAUGCUGAUCUUGGUUGCACUCCUCUUUGUGGUCUCCUGGCUGCCUUUGUGGACGCUGAUGCUGCUGGUGGAUUACACCAACUUGACUGAUGACCAUCUGGAUUUGCUGACAGGCUAUUUCUUCCCCUUUGCCCACUGGCUAGCUUUCUCUAAUAGCAGCAUCAACCCAGUCAUCUACGGCUACUUCAAUGAGAACUUCAGGAGGAGCUUCCAGGCGGCCUUUAACUUCCAGCUGUGUUCCCAGGAGACAAAGCAUAAGGAGACUUACUCUGAGCACUCUCGCGUCCCCACCAGCUUCAGGAUGUGCAAUAGAGUCUUUGCGAAGGCAACCUCCUCCAACUGUGUAUCCUCCCAUCACACUCAAAACGCUGCCUCUCUCUUCUCCAGAAGUGUUCAGCCCAUGUGCCCUGGCCUGGGCUUGGAAAACAUUGAUAAAAUAAUGCCCUACCACGGAGUAACCCAGGCCUGGGAGAAAUCAGAGGCAUAAAAGUGGAGAGCAAGCAAUACCCUCCCCUAUUUCUAUGAGAAGAAAAGCCUGUCUUCUCCUCAUUCAGGUGGAAGAGACCUUCGGCUUAGCUGGGGUCCUUCAUUCACUCUAGAGGUGAGAAGAAAAGUUCACAAAGGUGCAUUUGAGAGGAGGGUGGUUGAUCCUGUGGAGUCCUGCGUUGUAUCCUUGCCACUGACCUGCUGUGGGACUUUGGGCACGUCAUUUCUUCUCUCUGUGCCUCGGAUUUCCGAUGUGUCCAGUGAGAGUAGCUGUGAUACUGACUCGCCUUUGUAAAGCACUUCGACAUCUGUGGAUCGUCAUCCUCACAACUGUGCAUGUUCCUGCUCAAUGGAACCAGGUUGUUUUAUGUGGAUUGAACUUUAUUCAACUGGACGUCCUUCAUCUUCUCUUUAUGCUUAGCUGCCAAUGGGUUGUGAGGGUGUGCAGCUGAUACAACGGACAGCGGGUAUCGCCAGACCCUGGGUAAAGGACGGAGAGAUGAGAAAAGAAAUAACAGCAAAACUAAAAAGCGAAAUGCAUUGACACAACUGUCCUGUGAGGGUUGUGGUGGGAUAGCUGGGUUUGGGAUGAUCCAGUGCUCAAUGCAGGGAGAUAUUCUCCAAGGCUAAUUCCUUGCAGACUCUUAAAACCAGCCCUCUCUCCAGCCGUGGUUUCUCACUGGGAGACAAGGCUCUCUCGAUCAUUUGCCUAGUGCUAAGUUUUCAUGAACCUCAGUGAGACAGAUUUGCAAACCAUCAGUGCAUUUGCACCCUGUCAUGGCUAAGCAUGUUUUCCCCACUUGCACAUGAAAGCUUGUCCUUACACAACAUGGACCGUCCCUCUUGACAAGUUUACAAACUGCUGCUUAAGUCUGCCUGGGAAAUUGGUGGCUUGGAAGUCCAUCAAUUCACAUGCCAAAUGGGUAUUUGCACCUGGAGAUAGCCAUGGGAUAGGCAAUGGACAUUUAUGCAAAUCUGAAGUACUGUCCCACGCUGGUGCAUCAACAGAGGAGGUUUUGGUACAAAUUGACAAAUUAAACAGUGAUAAGACACCCAGACCAGAUGGGAUUCACCCCCGAGUUCUGACAAAAUUCAAAUCUGAAGUUGCAGAACUGCUAACUGUGGUAUGUAGCCUAUUGCUGAAACAAGCCUGUGUGCCAGAUGAGUGGAAGGUAGCUAAGGUGAUGCUGAUUUUUAAAAAGGGCCACAGAGGUGAUCCUGGCAAUUACAGGUCGGUUAGCCUGACUCCAGCACCAGGCAAACUGGUAGAAACUAUUGCAAAUAGUUCACGGGGCAACACUGGUACAGGGAGGUGAAAAGUACAUUUCACUAUUCCAGUUUCAGUGAAUGGAGUCCCGCAAAUUGUACAGAACUGAUGGGGCUGUAUCUCAGACGACAGACUUUCCAUGUGGGCUGUUCACUUGGGUUAGCAUUGCAUUCUGCUCCGUUUUGCUCAGUUGUCACUAGUGCAAAGACAGGACCAUUGUGAAAUCCAAGCCACGCCAGUCAUCAACCAUUUCUUAGCUUGUGAAACGGAACUGUUUUUAAAAAUCCUUUAACGCUCUCUGCAUUAACUAGGUAAUCCCAGCAGUGCCAAAAUAACAAGAAAGACAAAGCAAAGGGUGUUGCAAGGACCAAUUAAUGUUUGUUCAAAUAAGCUGAAAAUCAACAGCGCUGUAUCUUGGUCAUUCUUAUGUGCACGAAAAUAAAUACUGCCGGAAUCCUUUCAC